Molecule: messenger RNA, 1305 nt
Organism: Aspergillus clavatus NRRL 1
Lineage: Eukaryota; Fungi; Ascomycota; Eurotiomycetes; Eurotiales; Aspergillaceae
Product: AAA family ATPase VPS4
Exons: 4
Coding region: 1-1305 (434 amino acids)
Biological process (GO): vacuole organization; endosomal transport
Molecular function (GO): ATP binding; ATP hydrolysis activity
Source: RefSeq, a predicted model, not a curated record
AUGAGCAAUACAGAUUUCCUGGGCCGCGCGAUUGACACGGUCAAGAAGGCCAUCGAGCACGACAAUGAGGGCGAGUACGAGAAGGCUUAUCAGACCUACUACUCCGCACUGGAGCUGUUCAUGCUGGCCUUGAAAUGGGAGAAGAAUCCCCGCUCCAAGGAGAUGAUCCGUGCGAAAGCGGGCGAAUAUAUGGACCGGGCAGAGAAACUCAAGAACCACCUGGCACAAGCGGAGAAUCGAAAGAAACCAAGUGCAGUUGGCGCCAACGGCAAGGUGGCGCAAGGAAGUGGGAAGAGCGGAAAGGAGGAAGAUGACAACGAAGACGCCGAAGCGAAGAAGCUGCGAUCGGCCCUUGCUGGCGCCAUCUUGUCGGACAAACCGAAUGUGAAGUGGGAGGAUGUCGCGGGUCUUGAAAGUGCCAAGGAGGCACUGAAGGAGGCUGUUAUUCUACCCAUCAAGUUUCCGCACCUGUUCACAGGGAAACGCCAACCGUGGAAGGGUAUCCUGCUCUACGGACCUCCGGGUACCGGUAAAUCCUACCUGGCCAAAGCCGUUGCGACGGAAGCAAAUAGCACAUUCUUCAGUGUCAGCAGCAGUGACUUGGUCUCAAAAUGGAUGGGUGAGAGUGAAAGACUGGUCAAGCAGCUUUUCAACAUGGCCCGUGAAAACAAACCGGCGAUUAUCUUUAUUGACGAAGUCGAUGCCCUCUGCGGUCCGCGUGGCGAAGGAGAAUCGGAAGCGUCUCGGCGUAUCAAGACCGAGCUGCUGGUACAAAUGGACGGUGUCGGCAAGGACUCGCGAGGGGUGCUGAUUCUGGGUGCGACAAACAUUCCCUGGCAACUGGAUGCCGCUAUUCGACGCAGAUUCCAACGGAGAGUACACAUCAGUCUUCCCGACAUCAACGCGCGAAUGAAGAUGUUUAUGCUCGCCGUCGGCCAAACGCCGUGUGAAAUGACACAGGCGGAUUAUCGGACAUUGGCCGAAAUGAGCGAGGGCUACUCAGGCAGCGAUAUCAGCAUUGCUGUACAAGACGCACUUAUGCAACCCAUCCGUAAGAUUCAAACCGCGACACAUUAUAAGAAGGUCAUGGUUGACGGCGCAGAAAAAUUAACCCCAUGCUCCCCCGGCGAUAGCGGCGCGAUGGAGAUGUCGUGGGUCAACGUCGAGGCAGAUCAACUUCUCGAGCCACCUCUUGUGCUCAAGGACUUCAUCAAAGCCGUGCACAACUCACGGCCCACAGUCAGUCAGGAAGACCUCAAGCGGAACGAGGAAUGGACCAAGGAGUUCGGUAGCGAAGGAGCUUGA